Messenger RNA from Tilletiopsis washingtonensis, 1890 nucleotides. Its product is annotated as Allantoicase. Bases 1 to 1890 code for a protein of 629 amino acids. The transcript is spliced from 6 exons. The record is from RefSeq and is a predicted model, not a curated record. Gene Ontology annotation, biological process: allantoin catabolic process. NCBI's taxonomy places the organism in Eukaryota, Fungi, Basidiomycota, Exobasidiomycetes, Entylomatales. Gene Ontology annotation, molecular function: ureidoglycolate lyase activity; ureidoglycolate hydrolase activity; allantoicase activity.
AUGUCCGCGCCUGCCUUCUCCACCGUCGAGCUGGCCGACUUCGCCGCCGCGUUCGGCGCCGCAACCGAGGUGUCGUCCGUCGCGCUGGGCGGCCGAGCGCUCAGCUGUUCCGACGAGUGGUUUGCGCCUGCCUCUGACCUGCUCAAAGUCCACCCCGCGCCGUCGAUGAAGGGCCAGUUCGGCCCCGCCGGCGCCCUCUUUGACGGCUGGGAGACGCGCCGCCACAACCCGGCGGCGUACGACUGGGCCAUUGUGCGCCUGGGUCCGCGCGCCGGCGCCGAGCUCAGCGGCUUCGACAUCGACACGGCCAACUUCAACGGCAACGAGGGCCCCGAGGCCGAGGUGUGGGGCCUCUGUCUCGACGCCGACGAGGAGCGCACGGGCGCGGCCAUCGCCGAGGAUGAUGAGCGUUGGUUCCCGCUGCUGCCUCGAGUUCCGCUGGGCCCCUCCUCGCGACACCUCUUUGCCCUCAAGUCCGCCUCGGCACGCACCACGCACGUCAAGCUGCACAUGGUGCCCGACGGCGGCAUUGCGCGGUUCCGCUGCUACGGGCGCAUCUCUGCGCCUUCGGCCGGCUCGGGAGAGGGGGAGCGUGUGUGUGGCGAGGCACCGCAGGAUGCGGCGCUCAACAGCCUGGAUCUGGCUCAUGUGCUCAACGGCGGUCAGGUGGUGCACACCUCGGAUCAACACUUUGGCGUAGGCUCCAACCUCAUCCUGCCCGGCCGCGGCAAGGACAUGGGCGACGGCUGGGAGACGAAGCGCAGCCGUGCGCCGGGCCACACUGACCAUGUCAUCAUCCGUCUCGGCGAGGCCGGCUACCUGAGCACCCUCGAGAUCGACACGGCCCACUUCCUCGGCAACUUCCCCGAGUCCGUCGCCGUGCACGCUACGUUCAGCGAGGAUGUCCUUCCCUCCUCGUCUGCCGAGUGGACGACGCUUCUCCCGCGUGCUCGCAUGGGCCCGGGCAAGCAGCACUUCUUCAGCGUCGCGUCCGAGGCUACGGCACAAGUGUUCAGCCACGUGCGCGUCACCAUGUUUCCCGACGGCGGCAUCAAGCGUGUGCGCGUUGUUGGUCGGCGAGCUGCGCCUCUGGCAGGCCGCGACGCGGCGUCGCUGCCGGUGGUGCCGCUGCCCAACUUCUUCGAAAAGGCCCUGCCGGCCGUGCAGCCCGCUGCCGCAGCAGCCGCCGCACAAGCCGCCGCAGCACAUGCUGCCACGCUUGGUUCGGGCCUCGUUGGCUCCGCCACUUCGGCAUUCAACUCGCUCCUCUCCUCUGUCAACGGCACAACUGCGCCCGGCGUGCCUUCAAAGGCCCAACCUCAGAAGCCCCUGGCGCCCAACGCACCCACACUGACGCUGCCGCCUAUCUCUGCCUCUGCGUUUGCGCGCUACGGCAAGCUCAUCGCCGCGCCUGCAGUGGGCGCCGAGAACUCGCGGCCGCACAAGAUUGUCAACCAAGGCUCGGCGCGCAAGUACGUCGCUCUUGCAGACGUGGCGUCCUCCUACCCCGAGGCGACGCCGGGCAAGGCCAGCAUCCACGUGUACCGCUGCGAGGCGACGGCGCUGCCGUGGCACGUCGACGUGCUGGAGCGCCACGCGCACACCAGCCAGGCGUUCCUGCCCAUGACGCCCGCGCAGGAGCAUGACGGCUACUUUGUCGUCGUGGCGCUGAAUGGCAAGGACGACAAGCCGGACCUCAGCACGCUCGCCGCCUUCCGCUGCUCGACGACUCAGGGCAUUUCCUACAACGCAGGCACCUGGCACGCGCCCAUGAAAGCCCUCGGCGGCUCUUUGCCGACCGACUUUGCAGUCGUGGUGCACGAGAGCGGCGUGCCGGAGCUGGACUGCGAGGAGGAGUACUGGGAGCAGGCCGUCGCUGUCGUUGCCUAA